Seriola dumerili (greater amberjack) is the source of this 421-nucleotide messenger RNA. It is a transcript of the gene tmsb4x, whose product is annotated as thymosin beta 4, X-linked. Gene Ontology annotation, cellular component: cytoplasm. The coding region runs from base 118 to 249 and encodes 43 amino acids. NCBI's taxonomy places the organism in Eukaryota, Metazoa, Chordata, Actinopteri, Carangiformes, Carangidae. Gene Ontology annotation, biological process: regulation of cell migration; actin filament organization. The transcript is spliced from 3 exons. The record is from RefSeq and is a predicted model, not a curated record. Gene Ontology annotation, molecular function: actin monomer binding.
UACUGCGCAGUAUUUAUAGUGUGAUUGACGCUAGAGACAUCACUCUGCCGCUGCGCCAACUAGACCUCCGUCCUGUCAUUUCUCUGACCAAAAACAAAACCCUGAGCCUCUGGAAACAUGGCUGACAAACCUGAUGUCACAGAAGUCACAACCUUUGACAAGACCAAGCUGAAGAAGACAGAGACUCAAGAGAAAAACACAUUGCCAACCAAAGAGACCAUUGAACAGGAGAAGACGGAGUCAUCAUGAAGACUGGUCCUCUUGUGCACUGUACAUUCCACAAGCCUUGCCGUUUUUUUUUUUUUUUUUUUUUUUUUUUUUUUUUUCUUCAACCUUUUCAACAUGUAUUCCAAGCUGCAGAACUUACUAAUUGACAAAACGUUGGCUGUGCAACCACACACCACUCACUUGCCUAGAUGUC